AUGAUUAUUUUACUUCUAUUUAUAUCGAUUCAUUCGAUUAAUAUUCAUGCAAGUCAUUUCAAUGGAGGUACUAUUACUUGGGCACCUAUUGAUCCUUAUGCUAAUUCUUCUUCAGUUGUCAUAACUAUUACACAAAGUUAUUCAUGGACUUAUCCUACUGUGUCCUGUACAACAAAUGUUCCAGUCUCAAGUGGUAAAACAAAUGCAAAUCUUACAUGCAUCGCUAAUUGUUCAACUGAUGGUGGCUAUUCAAGUGCACCUAUCGAAAUUCUAACUGAUUGUACUUCUUAUAGUUCUACAUUAGGCACAGUAUCAAGUGAACGAUCAGUCAAUAUUACACUUAAUACUGGUGCAUAUUUUUAUAUAGCAUAUACAGGAAGUGCUUGGAGAAAUUUGUAUGCUACUUCAACAAGUGGUCUUGAUUGGUCUAUUGUAUCUUUAAUUGAUCUUCGCUUACGAUCUGAUGGUAUAAUUAAUACUCCACCAGUAGCAGAUGUUCUUUCACCUCAAUAUGUUAUUGUAAAUACAACAACUCUCAUUGAUAUACCUACAUCAGAUAUCAAUACAGGUGAUGAUGUACGCUGUCGAUGGGCAGUCGAUAAAAGUAAUGAAUCAAUUAAUGAAUGUAGUAAUAUAUGUUAUCCAGGUGGUUUACCAAAUGAUACAACUCUAUCCAAUUGUACUAUUUCAUUUACAGGACUAGUAGCUAAUAAAUGCUAUCCUAUUGCUUUACAGGUAGAAGAUUUUAUCAAUGAAACAAGUACGGAACCAAUGAGUUCAGUACCAGUUCAGAUUUUAAUUUGUGUUGAACCAACACCAUCAUGUACAAUAUUGCCUACCAUUGUUUCUAUGACAGAUUGUUUAGAAGUUCAAGUUGGUGUAACAACAAAUUUUACUCUAUAUGUAACAAAUUUAUGCAAUUCCAGUGCAACAAUCACUGAAGUUAUUAUAUCAAAAAAAAUUUCUGGUAUGACAGCUGGUAAUGUGAAAAAUUCGACAACCAAUACAUUAUCAUAUAUACAAUUAACUUGGACACCACAAUCUAGUCAAAUUGGAACACAAGUCAUGUGUGCAUAUGCAUAUAAUAGUUUAUUGGUACGUUCAACACAAUAUUGUGUAACAUUCACAGUCACAACAUCAUCUCCAAGUUGUCCGACAACAACGAUUGCUGCAGUUUCAACAACAAUAGUAACAACAACAAAUAAAAAUAAUAAUGGCACGAAUAUUGCACUGAUUGUUGGUUUAUCAUUGUUAGGAUUAUCACUAGCAUUAUGUUGUUGUUGUUGUUGGCUAUAUCACUUUUUCUGGGGUGCUGCAGGAAGACGUCGUCGAGGAGGAAAACAACCAGAAGAAAGGAUUCGACAACAAAAAUAUUCACAGAUGCUACCAUCUUUCAUUACUCGAACUCUUUUAUUCAAGAAAUUGAACAACAAUUAUUUAUUUCGCCAGCUGUCAAACAAUCAAGAUAGUACAGGUAGUCUUCGUUUAAGUGCACCAACAUCAUUCUUAAGCACAUCCAAAAAUCAAGUAUCUUUUGCUACCAGUGAAAAUGAUAGAAACUAUAAUAUAGAUCAAUCAUUUGUCAAUGAAAGUAUUCGUCAAAAUGCAUCAUACCAUCAUAACACAAGUGUUACUAAAGUUCCUCGAAACAAAGUAUCAGCGAUUUCCAAUACUACACAACUCAAUGAUAAUCAAACAAAAGAUAAACGUAAUACUAUUAAUACAACUAUUAGUACAAUUGGAAAUAUAGCUAUUGAAGAUGCGAAUGCAUCAAAAUCUUAUAAUGAACCUAUACAUGUUGUUAAACUAAAUGGAGAUGAAACAUCAUCCAUUCGAAAAUCUCAAAUAAUCAAAGUGAAUUCUUCUGCAGCUGAAAGCCGACGACGAAGUCGUUCGAUCAAUGUACGCAUUGGUAGUCAACCAAUCACAGGAACACACUCAUCAAAAACUAGUUCUGUUACUGUUGCUCGAGUGAGAAGUUUCUCUCACAACAAUAAAUCAAGAAAAAGUAAUGGAAUGACUAUGUUCCCUGACGAUGAUGGAAAACAUACAAAUAAGAAAAAAAAUGCUACUUCAGUUGCACAUCGAAAGUCAAAAACUCGAUCACAUAAAUCAAAACAUCGAAAAAUUAAUGUCCAUGUCAUGAAUUAA
Molecule: messenger RNA, 2151 nt
Organism: Rotaria sp. Silwood1
Lineage: Eukaryota; Metazoa; Rotifera; Eurotatoria; Philodinida; Philodinidae
Source: the annotation of a GenBank genome assembly